AAGAAUUGUGACCAGCUAGGAGAAUUUGCUGCAAGGAAUGGAAUUAGCUCAUAGCUUAUUGCUGAAUGAAGAAGCAUACAGUCAACUAGGUGAAGUUCAGAAGGCAGAGUUUAUUUUUGAGUGGUUGAGAUAUUUGGAAAAGCUCUUGCUAGCAACCAGCAGGAGUGAUGUAAGGGAGAAACAGAAGACUCUUGUUGAGCAGCUCCUGUCUUUGUUGAACAGCUCCCCAGGGCCUCCUACCCGCAAACUCCUCGCUAAGAAUCUCGCUAUACUUUAUAGUAUUGGGGACACAUUCUCUGUUUACGAGACAAUCGAUAAAUGUAAUGAUCUUAUUCGUAGCAAAGAUGAUUCUCCAAGUUAUCUUCCCACUAAACUUGCUGCCGUGGUAUGCUUGGGUUCCUUGUACAAGAAGUUGGGUAGAAUACUGGGGAACACCUUUACUGAUACAGUGGGGAAUAUUCUUAAAGCUAUGAAGAGUGCAGAGUCACAAGGCCGUUAUGAGAUUAUGCUGAGUCUACAAAAUAUAUUGAAUGGACUAGGAGCUGCCGCUACACCUUGCUACAGGGAUGUUUAUAAAGCUGCUAGAUCCUGCUUAACAGAUAGAUCUAUGGCUGUUCGUUGUGCUGCUGCAAAGUGUCUCCUUGAACUUCAGAAUGAGGCCAUAUUUAUGUGGAGUACAGACCUGGACAGUGUGGCCACACUAUGUUUUAAGUCCUUUGAAGGUUCCAAUUAUGAUGUGCGGAUUUCAGUUUCAAAGCUACUGGGCACAAUAUUGGCUAAAGCUCUAAUUUUUAAAGAUCCAGGAACAGCAGCCUCACGUCAAAACAUUCGCAGAGUAUCUCUGGAGGAAGUUCUGGAAUUACUAGGAACAGGGUUUCUACGUGGGAGUUCAGGAUUUCUUCGGGCCAGUGGAGAUAUGCUGAAAGGAACCAGUUCAGUCAGUAGGGAUGUUCGAGUUGGAGUUACUCAGGCUUAUGUGGUAUUUGUUUCAACACUAGGAGGAGCUUGGCUAGAGAAAAAUUUUGCUGCCUUUCUUUCUCAUAUCCUAAGCCUUGUGUCACAGUCACACCUUAAGGGCACCCAAACUCAGAUUGAUGCUGUCUGCUGUCGACGUUGUGUUUCAUUUAUUCUUCGAGCUACUAUAGGAGGCCUUCUUGGAGAAAAGGCUCAAAUUGCUGCUGUAAAGGAUAUUUGUCAGGCCAUCUGGAAGCUAAAGAAAAUUGUGGAUGCUAUAAUGAGUGAUGGUAAUUUGGAAGCCCGGCUUGGUUCCACAGAUGUAGCAGCUAGCCAGCAUAUGCUGGUAUGUGCAUUACAAGAACUUGGAAAUCUCAUACACAAUCUUGGCACUACAGCUGCACCCUUGCUACAGGAUUCAAGUACAGGCCUUCUUGACAGUGUCAUUUCAGUUAUUCUUCAUCCUAGCAUGUCUGUUCGACUAGCAGCAGCUUGGUGUUUACACUGCAUUGCUGUGGCAUUACCUUCCUACCUAACACCUCUCUUAGAUCGUUGCCUUGAACGUCUUACUGUACUUAAGUCUUCACCUGAAGCCAUAACUGGCUUUAGUUUUGCUGUGGCAGCUUUGUUGGGAGCGGUGAAACAUUGUCCUUUAGGAAUUCCUCAUGGAAAAGGCAAGAUUAUUAUGACAUUAGCAGAGGAUUUACUGUGUUCUGCUACUCAAAACAGUCGUCUUUCAGCUCAACGCACACAGGCUGGAUGGUUGCUGAUUGCUGCUCUGAUGACAUUAGGUCCUGCAGUUGUCAGUCAUCACCUUGCUCGAGUUCUGCUGUUGUGGAAGUGUGUCUUUCCAGCAUCGCCUAAAGAUCUAGAAACAGAAAAGAGCCGAGGAGAUUCAUUCACAUGGCAGGUAACCCUGGAAGGACGAGCCGGUGCACUCUGUGCUAUCAAGACCUUUGUUUCCUACUGCGGUGAUCUCCUUACUGAGGAAGUAAUUCAGCGUCUUCUUCUACCACUUCCUUGUGCUGUGGAUUUGCUAACUCAGCUUUCUUCAAUACUAAAAACCUGUGGAAGUCCUUUGAAAACACCAUCAGUAGUUUAUAGACAAAGACUUUAUGAACUAUUGAUUUUAUUACCUCCUGAAACCUAUGAAGGAAACCUCUGUGCUGUCCUCAAAGAACUGGCUGCUGACUUGACUACCCCUGAUAUCCAGGUGGCAGCAUCUACAUUUUUACUUCCACCCCUCUGUCAUCAGGAUGAUCUUUUGAUAUUAAGUCCUUUACUGCAGGAGACUGACCAUAGAUUUAUUGAAGAACAGCUCCUGCUUGGUAAUGGUGUUGCUUGUGGAAGUCUCGAAUAUGACCCUUAUUCUAUUUAUGAGAAAGAUGUAGAGGGAGAUUCAGUGCCUAAACCCCUACCUCCAACACUGUCAGUUAUUAGCUCUGCAGCCAAGCUCUUUGGGGUUCUAUGUGCUCAUGUGGAAGAAGCUCAAAGGAUUCUUACGUUGGAACAGCUUUUGGACAGUAUAAAGCACUCAAAAGGAGUUCGUCAGCAAGUAGUUCAGUUACAUGUUGUUUCUUCAGUUUCUAGUUUCCUGAAGUAUGUGGCUGGCUCCAAGGGAAGUUUAGGUCCAGAAGAAGUGAGAAGACUUGCCCUAACAUUAGUUAUGGGAGGCCUAGAAAGUACCAACCCCCUGCUGAGAUGCGCAGCUGCAGAGGCGUGGGCCAGAUUAGCCCAAGUGGUUGAUGAUGGAGCUUUUACAGCUGGAUUAGCUCAAAUAAGCUUUGACAAAUUGAAAUCAGCAAGGGAUGUGGUUACCAGAACAGGGCACUCAUUGGCUUUGGGGUCCCUACACAGGUAUUUAGGAGGAAUAAGUUCUUCUCAACACUUGAAUUCUUGCAUUGGAAUCCUUUAUGCUUUGUCUCAGGAUAAUACUUCUCCUGAUGUGCAGACCUGGGCAUUACAUUCUCUGUCCUUGAUAAUUGAUUCUGCUGGCCCACUCUAUUAUGUGCAUGUGGAACCUACUCUUUCUCUUAUUAUAAUGUUGUUGUUAAAUGUGCCUCCUACUCAUGCUGAAGUUCACCAAAGUCUUGGUCGCUGCUUGAAUGCACUUAUUACCACAUUAGGUCCAGAGCUACAAGGUAAUAGUACUUCAAUUUCUACCUUACGAACUUCCUGUCUGUUGGGUUGUGCAGUGAUGCAAGAUAACCCAAACUGCCUCGUUCAAGCACAGGCCAUCUCCUGCCUGCAGCAGCUUCACAUGUUUGCUCCACGGCAUGUCAACUUGUCUAGCCUGGUUAGCUGCCUCUGUGUGAAUCUUUGUAGCCCCUACUUGUUACUGAGAAGGUCAGUACUGGCUUGCUUACGUCAGCUUGUACAAAGAGAAGCAGCUGAAGUUUCAGAACAUGCUGUUAUGCUUACUAAGGAUAGCAGAGAGGAGUUGACCCCAGAUGACUUUUUGGUGCUACAUCUUGCUGACUUAAUUCGCAUGGCUUUUAUGGCUGCCACAGAUCACAGUGACCAGCUGCGUCUUUCUGGCCUUGAAACACUAUUAGUUGUUAUUCGGCGAUUUGCAGCUAUUCCAGAACCAGAGUUUCCAGGUCAUGUGAUUCUGGAACAGUAUCAAGCCAAUGUAAGCACUUUCUAUUUUUCAACUGUAAUCUGUGUGGAUACAAUGCAAGAGGAAGAAGGAGAUAAAGGGGAUGAUGCCUCAGUCCUGACCACCAGAAAUGAUGAAAAAUCCCAUCCUUUUACCAAUCCCCGAUGGGCCACUAGAGUCUUUGCUGCUGAAUGUGUCUGUAGGAUAAUUAACCAGUGUGAGAAUGUGAACAUUGCACAUUUUGACAUUGCUUUGGCACAAGAAAUGAAAAAAAGGGAUUCAAGAAAAAUAUUCUUUACCAUACAAAAGAAUUACAGUAGCAAAAUUGCUAUUGCCAGUCUGAGUAUGAAUCAGGUAGGAGCAGCACUUAGACCAGCCUUCACUUCAGAGACACCACCUGAUGUCACUGCCAAAGCAUGUCAGGUUUGCAGUGCCUGGAUAACAAGUGGAGUUGUAAGUGACCUUAAUGAUCUCCGAAGAGUUCAUCAGUUGCUUGUUUCAUCAUUAACAAAAAUACAAGUUGGAAAAGAAGCUGUAAGUCACUUAUAUAAUGAAAGUGCUUCUACCAUGGAGAUCUUAGCUGUGCUAAAAGCCUGGGCAGAGGUCUAUAUAAUUGCUGUACAAAGACAUAAAAACCACAAACAGACUUUCAAGACUAUCACCUAUUUAGAAGAAAGUGUCAGAAAUGGAUCAUAUUCAUCAAAUGGACUACUUGACUUAGUCUACACAGAUCUCAGCACGCUAAGCAGACUCUGGCUUGCUGCGCUUCAAGAUUUUGCUCUCUUAACUUUGCCUUCAGAAUUUGCCUCCCAACUUCCUGCUGAGGGCGGUGCUUUCUACACAGCAGAGACUAGUGAAAAUGCAAAGUGGCAUUAUUACAACUCCUGGGCACUUAUCCUCCAUGCUACAGCAUUGUGGCUUACAAGCACAGGCUUUGUUGUUGCUGACCCAGAUGAAGGAGCAUCUGAUCUCUCGAGGCCUGUAACACCGACUUCCAUGUGUCAGGGCUCGUCAUCCGGGGCUACAGUAAAGUCUCCUGAGGAUGUCUACACUGAUAGAUUCUAUCUUAUUUUAGGAAUCAGUGUGGAAUUUCUGUGUUCCUUACGCUCAGAUGCAACCAUGGAAAGCAUUACUGCUUGUUUACAUGCAUUACAGGCACUUCUAGAUGUUCCUUGGCCCAGGUCUAAAAUUGGCAGUGAUCAGGACUUGGGUAUUGAGUUGCUGAAUGUGCUACAUAGAGUAAUUUUGACCAGAGAAUCGCCUUCCAUUCAAUUGGCUUCACUUGAAGUGGUAAGGCAGAUUAUCUGUGCAGCUCAAGAACACGUGAAGGAGAAAAGACGAAGUGCAGAAGUCGAUGAUGGGGCUGCUGAAAAGGAAACCCUGCCAGAGUUUGGAGAGGGAAAGGACACAGGAGGACUUGUGCCUGGGAAGUCUUUGGUCUUUGCGACACUGGAAUUGUGUGUAUGCAUUCUAGUUAGACAGCUCCCAGAACUCAAUCCUAAAUUGACAGGUAGCCCAGGAGUAAAAGCUACAAAGCCACAUGUGUUGUCAGAAGAUGGAAGUAGAUUGGUUUCAGCUGCGUUGGUCAUUCUCUCUGAACUUCCUGCAGUGUGCUCUCCUGAAGGAAGCAUCUCAAUUCUCCCUACUAUAUUGUACCUCACAAUUGGGGUCCUCAGAGAGACUGCUGUGAAGUUACCUGGGGGCCAGUUACCUUCAACAGUUGCAGCUUCCCUGCAGGCUCUAAAAGGAAUAUUAUCUUCUCCCAUGGCCCGAGCAGAAAAGAGCCAAACUGCUUGGACUGACCUUCUCCGAAGUGCUCUAACAACAGUUCUUGACUGUUGGGAUCCAGUCGAUGGAACACACCAAGAACUUGAUGAAGUUAGUCUACUUACUGCUGUCACAGUAUUUAUUUUGUCUACCAGUCCAGAAGUAACUACCAUCCCAUGCCUUCAGAAGCGUUGUAUAGAGAAAUUUAAGGCUACUCUUGAGAUAAAAGAUCCUAUGGUACAAAUCAAGACCUAUCAGCUCCUACAUUCCGUUUUUCAGUAUCCGAAUCCAGCUGUUUCCUACCCAUACAUUUACUCUUUAGCAUCCUCUAUUGUGGAAAAACUGCAGGAAAUAGACAAGACAAAACCUGAAAACACUACUGAGCUUCAGAUCUUUCAAGAAGGCAUAAAGGUUUUGGAAGCACUGGUUACUGUUGCUGAAGAACAACAUCGCUCUCAGCUGGUGGCCUGUCUUUUACCCAUCCUCAUUUCCUUCCUUUUGGAUGAGAAUGCUCUGGGAUCUGCAACUUCCAUAAUGAGAAAUUUACAUGACUUUGCUUUGCAAAACCUCAUGCAGAUUGGGCCUCAGUAUUCAUCAGUUUUUAAAAGUUUAAUGGCUUCUUCUCCGGCCCUGAAAGCCCGCCUUGAGGCCGCUAUAAAGGGCAAUCAGGAAAGUGUCAAAGUCAAGAUACCAACAUCUAAACAUGCUAAGAACCCUGGAAAAAAUUCAAGCAUCCAAUUAAAGACCAAUUUCCUCUGAUGUUAUAUUUUUUGGAAUAGUAAGCACCUUAAUAUAAUACUUGAUCAUUUCC
This is a messenger RNA of Propithecus coquereli (Coquerel's sifaka), 6131 nucleotides long. It is a transcript of the gene HEATR5A, whose product is annotated as HEAT repeat containing 5A. Lineage: Eukaryota; Metazoa; Chordata; Mammalia; Primates; Indriidae. The transcript is spliced from 35 exons. Gene Ontology annotation, biological process: retrograde transport, endosome to Golgi; endocytosis; intracellular protein localization. Gene Ontology annotation, cellular component: endocytic vesicle; membrane; Golgi apparatus. The record is from RefSeq and is a predicted model, not a curated record. The coding region runs from base 38 to 6079 and encodes 2013 amino acids.